Messenger RNA from Galeopterus variegatus (Sunda flying lemur), 2232 nucleotides. RefSeq names its product progestin and adipoQ receptor family member VII (gene PAQR7). The transcript has 4 exons. NCBI's taxonomy places the organism in Eukaryota, Metazoa, Chordata, Mammalia, Dermoptera, Cynocephalidae. Gene Ontology annotation, biological process: response to steroid hormone. The record is from RefSeq and is a predicted model, not a curated record. Gene Ontology annotation, cellular component: plasma membrane. Gene Ontology annotation, molecular function: nuclear steroid receptor activity; steroid binding. Bases 207 to 1253 code for a protein of 348 amino acids.
CGGGAGUCAACCAAGUUUGGCUAACAUCCAUCAACCAGGCCCAGGACACGUGGUCCCAGCCCAGCUCUGCUCUUGCUUUGCUGUGUGAUCUUGGAUCAUGAAGUUCCUGAGGGCAGUGAUCCAAUUCUUUUCCACUCUGCCUUCCCUUGGAUCCAGCACAGGGUCUGAGGCAAAGAAAGGCUCAUUCCCUGCUUAGGCCCACAGACAUGGCCAUGGCGGUGGCCCAGAAGCUCAGCCACCUCCUGCGCAAUCUGCAGCAGGUUGGCCAGGAGCAUCGGCCGUCUCUUCAGCUAGAGCCUGUGUUCACAGUGGACCGAGCUCAGGUGCCGCCCCUCUUCUGGAAGCCGUACAUCUAUGUGGGCUACCGGCCGCUGCAUCGAACCUGGCGCUUCUACUUCCGCACGCUGUUCCAGCAGCACAACGAGGCAGUGAACGUGUGGACCCACCUGCUGGCAGCACUGGCAUUGCUCCUGCGGCUGGCCAUCUUUGUGAGGACCGUGGACUUCUGGGGAGACCCACAUGCCCUGCCCCUCUUCAUCAUUGUCCUUGCCUCCUUCACCUACCUCUCCUUCAGUGCCUUGGCUCACCUCCUGCAGGCCAAGUCCGAGUUCUGGCAUUACAGCUUCUUCUUCUUGGACUAUGUGGGUGUGGCUGUGUACCAGUUUGGCAGUGCCCUCGUGCAUUUCUAUUAUGCCAUCGAGCCUUCCUGGCAUGCCCAGGUGCAAGGCAUUUUCCUGCCCAUGGCUGCCUUUCUCGCAUGGCUUUCCUGCACUGGCUCCUGCUACAACAAAUACACCCAAAAUCUAGGCCUGCUGGGCCGCACCUGCCAGGAGGUGCCCUCGGCUCUGGCCUAUGCGCUGGACAUCAGCCCCGUGGUGCACCGUAUCUUGGUGUCCUCUUACUCUGCCGCGGAUGACCCGGCUCUUUUCUACCACAAGUGCCAGGUGGUCUUCUUUCUGCUGGCUGCCGCUUUCUUCUCUACCUUCGUGCCCGAGCGCUGGUUCCCUGGCAGCUGCCAUGUCUUUGGGCAGGGCCACCAACUUUUCCACGUCUUCUUGGUGCUAUGCACACUGGCUCAGGUGGAGGCUGUGGCACUGGACUAUGAGGCCCGGCGGCCCAUCUAUGAACCUCUGCACACCCACUGGCCCCACAACUUCUCUGGCCUCUUCCUGUUAACUGUGGGUAGCAGUGCCCUCACUGCAUUCCUUUUGAGCCAGCUGGUGCGGCACAAACUCGACGAGAAGACCAAGUGAAGAAAGGUGGCAGCGGGUAGGGAGGGAGAUAUAGUGGGGGCACAAGGGUUUGGUCUUGACUCGAGAUGGGAACAAGGACUGGUAAAGUCGUUUGUGUCUGGCGCGCGGUGACUCUGUGCACGCCUCAACUGCCAAGCGCAGCACUGGCCAUACUUGAAUUUGGGGAUUGGCCAGGAACUGCUGGAGUCCACUCCUGGGCCUGCCCCAGGUCCCUUCCCUGGGAGAGCGAAACAAAUAAAGGUGUGGACCACCCUGGCUUGCCCCUCACUAGGGGUGAGGCUGGGGUCAGCUGGGGUCAGGACACUGGUUUGGGGCUUUCAGAUUGGGUGCCAGGUAAGAUUUAGGCCAGAGUCAAAUUUGAGCUGAGAGGCAGGGAAGGCCUCAGCAACCCACCUCUACCCAGGUUUCAUUGGUGGAUGGGGAAGGGGCAGGCCCAAAGUGUGUGCAGGAUCUUACUGUCCCUUGAACCCCAGCCUGGAAUGCUGGAGCUGCAGGAGCCCUCAAAGGUAGGAGAUUGUGCCAGAUGCAAAUGGAUCCCAUCCAGUGCCCAUCAGUCACCAACCCAGACAGUGAGCCCCAAAUCUUCUAGCUAUGGCCUCUGUGUCCCACACAGCCUGUUUCUAGCUUCUCCCCAGUUCCCUUGUUCAUGAUUCAGUUAUCCAUUCAGUGUUUUCUGGGCCUCUGCUCAGAGGCAGGCUACUGGUUGGGCCCCAUGGAUCAAUGCAGGAUGAUAAAGGCUUUAUGAUUUGUCAAGGAAAGCACUGAGGAGGGAAUAAUCAGUGCUGACCAGGACCCUCAGAGUUUUGGGGUGGGAAGAAUGAAUAGGAGUUUGCAGAUGAAGAAUAGGAAGGGUAUUCCAGGCAGAGGGGAAAAAACUGCAAAGGUCCAGAAGUACUGAAGGAGGAGUUCAGUUGGGCUGGAGCUAGGGCUGGUCUGGACUCUGAUAUGUCCUGGACGGAAUAAAAUGACUGUGACAACA